Salvia miltiorrhiza (redroot sage) is the source of this 3955-nucleotide messenger RNA. Its product is annotated as filament-like plant protein 4. Bases 398 to 3685 code for a protein of 1095 amino acids. The transcript is spliced from 6 exons. NCBI's taxonomy places the organism in Eukaryota, Viridiplantae, Streptophyta, Magnoliopsida, Lamiales, Lamiaceae. The record is from RefSeq and is a predicted model, not a curated record.
UGUGUGUGAGAUUGAUGCUCUACUGCUUUCGAUUUUCUUCUUUGGGAAUGAUUGGCAUCACUGAGCAACUGAUUGAAGACCUUUUUUUUUCCCCCACAGUUGCUUUGUUUUCUGUGUUCCGAAAGCUCUUCUUUUUCUUUUGUUUUUGUUUGUAAAAUCCUCUCCUUUUUCCUUGCUUCACAAAACAAGAGAGCAUCCUCCAAUUUCUUUCUUCUUUUCUAAAUUUGCAGAUUCUUUUCUUGUUUGUUUGCUUUUUCUAUCUUAGUUCAUUGUCCCAAUUAUCUUGCUCAUUUUGCUUCUGGGUCUUUCGUUUGGUUAAGAUUCCACCCCCCUUUUACUUCAAUUCUGUUAAAAGUUUGUCGUCCUGAAUCAAAAGUAUUGCAAACUGUCGCUAAGGAUGGAUAAAAGGAGUUGGCCGUGGAAGAAAAAAUCAUCUGAUAAGCAGGCUGCUGAGAAAAUAGCUGCUACUGCAUCAGACUCUUCUGCAGCUGCUUCAGAUAUAAGUGCAGCUCAAAUCGACAAGGCAAAACAAGAAAUCAAUAAAAAGCCCAAGUAUGUUCAAAUUUCUAUGGAAUCCUAUACACAUCUAACUGGAUUGGAGGAUGAAGUGAAGUCCUAUGAAGAACAGGUGCAGACCUUAGAGGAGGAAGUGAAAGAACUCAAUGAAAAGUUAUCUGAAGCGGAUUCCGAAAUGACUAAUAAGGAAAAUUUGGUCAAACAACAUGCCAAAGUUGCUGAAGAAGCUGUGUCAGGUUGGGAGAAGGCUGAGGCGGAAGCUGCAGCAUUGAAAAAUCAUCUGGAAUCUGUUACACUGCUAAAGCUUACUGCAGAAGAUCGGGCAACACACCUGGAUGGUGCUCUCAAAGAAUGCAUGAGGCAGAUACGGAAUUUGAAGGAAGAACAUGAACAAAAAUUGCAGGAACUUGCUCUUAACAAAACAAAGUUGUUUGACAAGAUGAAGUUAGAGCUUGAAGCAAAAAUAAGUAAUCUGGACCAAGAGUUAAUGAAGUCUGCAGCUGAAAAUGCUGCAUUAUCUAGAUCCUUGCAAGAGUGCUCUAACAUGUUGAUCCAGCUCAAUGAAGAGAAAUCACAGGCUAAUGCCGAGAUAGAACUUUUGAAGAGCGAAAUUGAGUCUUUUGAAAGAGAAGUAAACUCACUCAAAUACGAACUCCAUAUCGCUAGGAAAGAGGUGGAAAUUCGCAAUGAGGAGAAAAACAUGAGUGUGCGGUCCGCUGAGGCAGCAACCAAGCAUCACCUAGAAGGAGUAAAGAAAAUUGCUAAGCUUGAAGCAGAGUGUCAAAGAUUACGAGGCCUUGUUCGGAAGAAACUUCCUGGUCCAGCUGCACUAGCCCAAAUGAAACUUGAAGUUGAGAACUUGGGCCGAGACUAUGGAGAAUCUCGUUUAAGGAGAUCUCCUGUGAAGCCUUCUACUCCACACUUGUCUCAGCUGCCGGAGUUUUCGCUUGACCAUGCACAGAAGUACAUCAAAGAAAAUGAGUUACUCACAGAGCGGCUACUUGCAAUGGAGGAAGAAACAAAGAUGCUUAAGGAGGCAUUGGCAAAGCGUAACAGUGAAUUGCAAGCUUCUAGGAGUAUCUGUGCUCAAACAGCAAGCAAGCUCCAAAAUAUGGAAGCACAACUACAAGCUAAUGGUGAACAGAAAAAUCAUCUCAGUUCUAAUCCUCAGGUUUCAAUUGAAAGUUUCAGUAGUCAGAAAGCAAGUAUUCCAUCAAGUUUCACCACUAUGUCGGAAGAUGGAAAUGAUGAUAAUAUUAGCUGUUCUGGUUCGUGGACUGCUGGAAUGAUGUCUGAGCUCUCACAUCUGAAGAAGGAAAAGACCCUGGAUAGUCCGCAGAAAUCUGAAAGUGUGAAUCAUGCAGACCUUAUGGAUGACUUCUUAGAGAUGGAGAAGUUGGCGUGUCAAUCAAAUGGAACAGUCUCAGGUGCAGACUUUUCAGGUAAUACAGUCAAUGAAGGAUCUGAAAUUGUAAAGAGUGAAGCUUCAAUUGAAGUCGCUACCUGUGCAGACUCUCAAUUAGAUGAACAGCAUGGUUUGGAACCUCAAGCAGUUCCUAAAGAAGAUGCAAAUGUAGUAAAUCUUCAACUGCAAGCAGACCCACUGGUCUUUGUGAAACUCCAGGCGAAAAUAUCCGGGGUUCUCGAAUUAGUCUCUAAUGAAAGGGACAUGGAAAAAGUAAUAGAGGAAGUUAGACAAGCUAUGCAGGAAAUGCAUGAAACUUUACAUCACCACUCUGUGAAUGGUUUUACUGAGGCAAAUUGUCCUUCUGGCACAAGAACUGAUCAAAUUACCGAGGAUGCCAAGAUAACAGCCACAAAGGAGACAUCGGUGCCUCGGGAUGCUAGCUCAUCUAUCAACACUUUUGAAGCCAUCAAUGAAGAAGUAGAAAUUGCCAUUAUGCAGAUUCAUGACUUUAUCACGAUUCUAGGCAAAGAAGUGAAGACUGUCACAGAAGCAAGUCCUGAUGGAGAUGGGUUGAAUAGAAAAAUUGAUAUAUUUUCUGUCAAAUAUAGUGAAGCAAUGAAGAGUUAUAUCAAUCUGAAUGAUUUUGUUCUUGACAUUUCUGAAGUAUUGAACAAAGCAAGUGAGCUGCAUUUCAAUGUUCUUGGAUUUAAAAGUUCUGAAGUUGAAACUGGUAGUUCCGAUUGUAUAGACAAGAUUGCCCUACCAGAGAACAAGGUUGUUGUUGAAUCAUUACGAGAGAGGUAUCCAGAUGGGUGUGCACAUUUUUCGGAUUCUGCAUCCGAUCCUGAUGUUCCAAAUGAUGGGAAUCUAGUUCCAAUCUCUGAAUCAACAGCCACUUCUUGGAAAUGUUCAUUGGAGGAGUUUGAACAAUUGAAAAUGGACAAGGAUAACCUGGCAGUUGAUCUUGCUAGAUCUUUGGAAAAUUUAGAAACUACCAAGUCUCAGUUGCUGGAAACAGAACACCUUCUGGCUGAGGUUAAAUCACAAUUAACAACAUCUCAGAAGUCCAACAGCCUGGCCGAGACACAGCUCAAAUGCAUGGCAGAAUCAUACAAUUCACUGGAAAUGCGUUCAGAAGAAUUAAAGACUGAGGUAAAUCUUCUCCAAGGGAAAAUACAAAAUUUGGAGAAAGAGCUGCUAGAGGAGAAAAAAAGUCAUAAAGAGGCACUUAACAGAUGUAAAGAUCUUCAAGACCAGCUUGAGAGGAUUGGUAAUUCUGCAACAGCUGAAACUGAUGAGAGGUCUGGGCAGGAGAAGGAGUUGGCAGCUGCAGCAGAAAAGCUGGCAGAGUGUCAAGAAACCAUAUAUCUUCUUGGCAAGCAAAUGAAAGCUCUACGUCCGCAAACAGAGAAUCGUUCCCCAAAUAACAUGAGGAGUCAAAAAGUUGAAGCCUCUGUUGAGGAAGAACCCACUAUAAGUGGCAUGAAUUUACAAGAUUUUGAUGCACCUGAAAUAGACACUGCUGCUUCUUUCCAUUUGCACAGAGCUGGCUCAGAAUCUCCCAUGGAUCUGUUUAAUGCUUCUUUCAGUCCGUCUGAUUCUGAAGCUAACAACUUAUUGAGAUCUCCGGUCACCUCAAAGCAACCAAACCACCGCCCUACAAAGUCGGGCUCCUCUUCUGCUUCGUCUACUACGACACCAGAGAAACAUGCACGUGGAUUUAGCAGGUUCUUUUCCUCGAAAGCGAAGAAUGCCUCGUAGUGGUUCGGCGUGCUAUAUAUAUAUACAUACACAUAUAUAUCUAGCAGAAGAAAUUUAAGCAUAUUCAUGUAUAUAAUGGUCAAAUCCAUUUCAACUUCUCAUACUUGUAAUUUUGGUGUUAGAUUUGAGGGGUCACCUUCGGAGAUGGUUGAAUCUGGCUUUUGUUUGAAGGGUGAUUUUUGUUUUAGACUGAAACUGGUGCUCGCUGAUCAUUGUUGUAAGAUAAAUUGUACUACACAAUCAGACAUGACUACUUAAUUAUUUGAUUCA